Nilaparvata lugens (brown planthopper) is the source of this 739-nucleotide messenger RNA. RefSeq lists its product as uncharacterized. NCBI's taxonomy places the organism in Eukaryota, Metazoa, Arthropoda, Insecta, Hemiptera, Delphacidae. The record is from RefSeq and is a predicted model, not a curated record. Bases 189 to 479 code for a protein of 96 amino acids. The transcript has 2 exons.
UAAGAUUUUACUUUCACUUCAAAAAGUCCAAUUUCCACUUCAAAACUUCAAAGGUAUGACUGGUGCACCAGAUACAAAACCGUUUCUUGCAAAAGGUUGAGUGAUGAUUAAUUCAAUUUUAAAGUAUUUUGCAAAAAGAUUUUAAAACGUUUCUAAUAUUUUCAGAAAAAGAAAUUAUCAAGAAAUGGAUGGCAAGGGUUUGCAAACUCAAGUCUUCCGACAUCAAAGUAAAAAAGGCACGAAAUGAGUUUUACAAGUACUUGAUGGAGCUGAUGAGAACGGCUUUAAAGCAUGAAAAAGAAACAGCUGAUGAAACAAAGACCAAGAAAAAGCAAAUGUCGUACAAGAGCACUUGGUCUCCUGAUAGAAGAACUUAUGUUGCAAUUCAACCACUGCCCAAUCAGGGUGCUCUGAUCUACAUGGCUUGCAACGCACGGCCAGAUUUGGGCUGGGAUGUUCCAGCCAAGAAGAAGCAUUAAAUUUUGAGAGCUGAAUUUAUAAGUAAAAUGAAAGUGGUGAGUGAAGAAAAGCCUUGCUAACUCUAGGAAAAUUUCUUAUCAGUUUCAACUCACGAAAAACACAAAACUGCUCACUGUCAUCUUGAGCAAUGCAAGAACAUGUCUUAACAAGUGGUAUACUACUAAAAGUGAAGUUAACUGUGAUGAAGCUAUUCCAAAAUUUUAGUGAGAGUGAUUCUGGUGAGUGUCGUGAUUAUCAAUAAAGUAUUUUUUAAAAUGUG